Molecule: messenger RNA, 2082 nt
Organism: Abrus precatorius (Indian licorice)
Lineage: Eukaryota; Viridiplantae; Streptophyta; Magnoliopsida; Fabales; Fabaceae
Product: serine carboxypeptidase-like 20
Exons: 15
Coding region: 263-1774 (503 amino acids)
Biological process (GO): proteolysis; secondary metabolic process
Molecular function (GO): serine-type carboxypeptidase activity; acyltransferase activity, transferring groups other than amino-acyl groups
Source: RefSeq, a predicted model, not a curated record
AUGGCCACUAGCUAAUAUGUGGUUGGUCCCCGUAUUGUCAUACGAUCUCAUUCCCUUGAAAUUCAAUUAUUUCUCGUUCUUAGAAACUUAGCACUUCAACACAAUGGAGUCUCCAAUCUCUCUAUAAAUCUGCUGCACAAAGAAACAAAGUUAAUCAUCAUUCUCUAUUUUUCCUAUCUACCCUUCUGGAAAAACAGUUUUCUUCCCAACACAAUCUUGGAGUGGUCAUUGGAUGAAGAAUUAGCUGAAAAAAUUAAUUGACAUGGGCAAUCACAAGUUACUACAAUAUUGGGCUGUGUCACUUUGUAUGCUUUUCUUGAGUCAUUGGAUCUGUGUUGAAGCUGCCCCUCAAGGCUCUAUCAUCACACAACUCCCUGGCUUUAGCGGCACUUUUCCAUCCAAGCACUACUCCGGAUAUAUAAGCAUUGAUGGAAAUGCUGAGAGUGGGAAGAACCUGUUCUACUACUUCGUUAGUUCAGAAAGAAGUCCAGGGAAGGACCCAGUUGUUCUAUGGCUGAACGGUGGACCUGGGUGCUCCAGCUUCGAUGGCUUCGUUUAUGAGCAUGGACCAUUCAACUUUGAGGCUGCAAAAUCAAAAGGGAAUCUACCCACUUUGCACAUCAAUCCUUACAGCUGGUCCAAGGUUUCCAACAUCAUAUAUUUGGAUUCUCCCGCGGGUGUUGGCCUCUCUUACUCCAAGAACUCAAGCAAAUAUGCUACUGGGGACCUACAAACUGCGUCUGAUACCCAUGCUUUCCUCUUAGAGUGGUUUCAACAAUUUCCAGAAUUUCUGGCUAAUCCAUUUUAUAUUGCUGGGGAGUCCUAUGCCGGAGUUUAUGUGCCUACUCUAGCUUUUGAAGUUGUUAAAGGAAUCCGGAGUGGUAUAAAGCCCGUGAUCAAGUUUAAGGGUUACAUGGUUGGAAAUGGUGUCACGGACGAAAUAAUUGAUGGCAAUGCUCUUAUCCCAUUUGUGCACGGGAUGGGCCUCAUAUCCGACAGUAUCUACGAGGAAGUACAAGCUUCUUGCAAAGGAAACUACUACAACUCCUACUCUUUGGACGAAAAUGAUAUGUGUUAUAAGAACUUGGAAAAAGUUGAUAAGGCAAUUGAUGGGCUUAACGUGUACAAUAUACUUGAGCCAUGCUACCACUUCCCUGAUGCUGCCACAGCCAAAGGAAAUGGAAGCUUACCCCUAAGUUUUCAUCAAUUAGGGGUUACAGAAAGGCCUUUCCCAGUGAGGAAGAGAAUGUUUGGUAGAGCAUGGCCUUUUAGAGCACCAGUUAAAGCUGGCCUUGUUACAUUAUGGCCCCAAUUGGCUCAAACGAGGCAUGUUGCCUGUGUUAGUGAUGAAGUAGCAAGUUCAUGGUUAAACAACGAAGCAGUGAGGAAAGCCAUUCAUGCUGAGCUGGAAAGUGUGGCGGGGCAGUGGGAAUUAUGCACCAAUAGGAUAGAGUAUGAUCACAAUGCUGGAAGCAUGAUACCAUACCAUAAGAACCUAACCAUGCUGGGCUAUCGAGCACUUAUUUUCAGUGGUGACCAUGAUAUGUGUGUGCCAUUUACGGGAAGUGAGGCUUGGACCCUAUCUUUGGGAUAUAAGAUUGUGGAUGAAUGGAGGCCAUGGAACUCUAAUAACCAAAUUGCUGGGUACUUGCAAGCAUACGAGAAAAACCUCAUUUUUCUCACAGUUAAGGGUGCAGGGCACACUGUGCCGGAAUAUAAGCCACGAGAAGCAUUGGAUUUUUACAGCCGUUGGUUGGAAGGGAAAGCAAUAUAAGUAAAUGCAAAUGAUAUGAAUGAAUUAGGCUACAAUAAGCAUACAUGAUUAGUGGCUACACCAUUGCAUUGAACUUUUAGUGUUUCCUAACAUUUCUUUAAGUUUGUGAUUUAUCCUUACAUUGAUUAAAGGAAAUGUAAGUGAUUAUUGUUCAUUUAGUAACUGUGAUUGGCUUCAUAUCUCAAUGGGUCAAUCCUUUCGAAGAGAGGAUGUCCCAAACAAACUUGUAAUUGUUUUCUAAGUGCAGCACAACCAUCCAUGAACUAGUUUACUUCCAUAAUUGUGAUGGGAAAUAUGGUUUGUUUGGU